GCUGCAUGGUAAACGUUGUUGCGUGCAGGAGCCAUAAAUUUAUUGCUCCAGUGCUGACAGUUCAAUUAAAAAGAACAAACCUAGCAUUUCAUCGGUGACAAAGAAUUUUGCAAAUAAGCAAUGGCGUAAGGUCACUAGUAGUUAGGUGCACUCAGCCAAUUAUCUUUAAGUCUUUAAGAAUUUUGCAAAUCAUUGGAUUCGUGUCUAAAUAUUCUUCAGUCAAACCAAUCAAUUCCUGUAAUUCCUCUUAUCAUAGUGAGUUUAAACAUACAAAGUGAAAAAACUAUAAGAUAAGGUCUAAAGUCAUAUAGAGAGAGAAAGAAAGAGAGAGAGGAAGAAAAAGAGAGAGAGAGAGAGAGAAUUGUGCAAAUGACGUGUUAAGUUUCCGUGAAAUUUGUUACAUAGUUAUCGUGAAAAGAUGAGCAUGAAUGAAAAUGAAACUGUCGAAGAAUACGAACCUUCUAUUAGGAAUGUGAUCGAGCAACAUUCUCUGCGAUGGAUAUUUGUAGGCGGCAAAGGUGGAGUUGGAAAAACAACUUGCAGUUGCUCUCUAGCGGUACAGCUAUCCAAAGUUAGGGAGAGUGUUCUUAUUAUAUCUACAGACCCAGCACAUAAUAUUUCUGAUGCCUUUGAUCAAAAAUUUAGCAAGAUACCUACAAAAAUAAAGGGUUUUGAUAACUUGUUUGCAAUGGAAGUUGAUCCUAAUGUUGGUAUUACAGAAUUACCAGAGGAAUAUUUUGACGGUGAAGCAGUUUCAGGAGGAGAAGCAAUGAGAUUAAGCAAAAAUGUUAUGCAAGAAAUUGUUGGUGCAUUUCCUGGUAUAGAUGAGGCAAUGAGCUAUGCAGAAGUUAUGAAGCUUGUGAAAGGAAUGAAUUUUUCUGUUGUGGUAUUUGAUACUGCACCUACUGGACAUACUCUGAGACUACUAUCAUUUCCACAAGUAGUUGAGAAAGGAUUGGGGACAUUAAUGCGUCUGAAGAUGAAGAUUAGCCCUUUCGUUACACAGAUAAGUUCAUUGUUGGGAAUGACAGAUUUCAAUGUGGAUACAUUCUCGAAUAAAAUGGAGGAAAUGCUUGCUAUUAUUCGACAAGUUAAUGAACAAUUUCGAAAUCCUGAUCAGACAACUUUUAUAUGUGUCUGCAUAGCAGAAUUUUUAUCUCUCUACGAAACAGAACGACUUGUACAAGAAUUAACAAAAUAUGGUAUCGAUACCCAUAACAUUAUAGUAAACCAAUUGUUGUUUUUAAAAGAUGGAGACAUUCCUUGUCGGCUUUGUCUUGCCAGACACAAAAUACAAAAUAAGUAUUUAGACCAGAUAAUGGAUCUUUACGAGGACUUCCACGUUACACGGCUUCCUUUAUUGGAGAGAGAAGUGCGCGGUGUUGCACAAGUUAGAGAAUUUUCAGAAAAUCUUAUUAGACCAUAUAAGCCUUAGCAUUUGUAUAAUUAAUGUUUAAUAAUAAGUAACAUAAUAUACUUUACACGAAAUCUGAAGUUUUAUGUAUUUGCAAUCUCAUGUUGCAAUUAUGUUUGGAACUUAAAAAAACAGCUAUAUCAUAUAUAUCUUAAGUUAAGGCAUUUGUUAUCGCACAUAUUGUAUUAAUAAAUUCAAUAUUACUUUUCUGCGUAAUA
Molecule: messenger RNA, 1632 nt
Organism: Odontomachus brunneus
Lineage: Eukaryota; Metazoa; Arthropoda; Insecta; Hymenoptera; Formicidae
Product: ATPase ASNA1 homolog
Exons: 6
Coding region: 419-1435 (338 amino acids)
Biological process (GO): post-translational protein targeting to endoplasmic reticulum membrane
Cellular component (GO): GET complex
Molecular function (GO): ATP binding; ATP hydrolysis activity
Source: RefSeq, a predicted model, not a curated record